Messenger RNA from Batrachochytrium dendrobatidis JAM81, 438 nucleotides. RefSeq lists its product as uncharacterized. Gene Ontology annotation, biological process: regulation of transcription by RNA polymerase II. Gene Ontology annotation, cellular component: mediator complex. Gene Ontology annotation, molecular function: transcription coregulator activity. NCBI's taxonomy places the organism in Eukaryota, Fungi, Chytridiomycota, Chytridiomycetes, Rhizophydiales. The record is from RefSeq and is a predicted model, not a curated record. The transcript is spliced from 5 exons. The coding region runs from base 1 to 438 and encodes 145 amino acids.
AUGGACAGAUUGACACAACUACAAGAGUGCCUUGGAAAGCUUACAGAGAUAUUCUUCACUUCAACUGGCGUUCUACAACGAGAUGCUCCUUUGAUGUCCACUAAUCCAGACUUGCCUAUUACUUCCUGGAAGUCUGAGCAAAUUGAAACAAACUGGCUUGCUAACAAAGAUCUAGCAAAAACAGCUGCCAAGGAUAUUGUUGAGACCGCCAAAGUCAUUGAUUUUUUGAUAGAUCAACUGCCUGGUAUUUCUGAAAAUGAGGAAGAGCAGAUUCGAAUACUCGGAGCAUUGGAAGAGGAGAACAGGAUCGCAGGAAUAGAAAUGGAGCAGGCCAUUGAAGAGGCUGAAAAACUUCGAGGGGAGAUUCAGACAUCAUUACGAAGAAUUGCAGAUGAACACACAGAUCUGCAUGUCAAGAUUAGCACCAUGCUAAAAUAA